Molecule: messenger RNA, 1419 nt
Organism: Eremomyces bilateralis CBS 781.70
Lineage: Eukaryota; Fungi; Ascomycota; Dothideomycetes; Eremomycetales; Eremomycetaceae
Exons: 1
Coding region: 1-1419 (472 amino acids)
Source: RefSeq, a predicted model, not a curated record
AUGCUUGCCAGCACCCGUCGUCGGCAUAAACCACGAUCGGUCGAAGAUAGCAGCAUUCUCAGUGCCAUAUCCUCAAGCACCUGGCUAUCAGCCGCCCAGAAAGUCCACAAGCUAGCGGAUCUUCCACUGAUCCGCAAUUCUACUACAGCGAAAGAAAUCCGCCGUAAUGCUCUUGAGGAAAUCCGCCAUCGGGGGAGGUCGCGGUCCAAACGUCGAAGUAGACGAGAGAAAGAGUCGCGAAGUGAUGGACGAUCAUUGAGACAGAGAGAGAAUCAUGGAGCGCAAAGUGGACAACAAAGGAAGCCCCCUGAAGAUGAUGCAAAACAAAUACGCCGCUCAGGCAAUGACACCGACACCGAGGCUCGCUCGCGCGCACGAAGAUAUCCAAGUUCAGUGGGCACACGCCGCCAACCCGGAGACCCUGACGUCCCUACUGAGUAUAAGCCAUAUGAUGCUUCGAACGACGAUGAAUAUGAAGAACGACAUGCAGACCAUGAGUCAGAACGAAUCCAAGUCGAAGAAUAUAAAGGUCCUUUGACCAUGGCAGGAGCACUGCCAGCUCCCAUAGCCCAAGAUCCGCAGAGUAUUGGGGGUGCAGAAAGGAGAUCCCAUAAGCACCACUCUUGCGAUUCAUUCGUCUUUUGUCCCAGACACAACCCGGAGCCGGAGCCAGAGCCAUCAAAGUUCAGUUGGAAGGAAACCCUGGGACUCAGCCCGGGUAAAGAAAACAGAACGAAGCACCAAGGCCGCAAAAGUUAUUACCAGCGACAACAAGAAAGGAUGCAAGCUAGCUCUAAAAGGAAGGGCCACCAACGGGGAACACGCAACAUAAGUAGCCAUACUCCUGGGAAUUCUUACGGCUCGGAAUCGAAAGCUCGGAGGGUUCGUGUAGAGCGGACGCGGAGGCACCGUGGUACGGAGUUGGACGUUUCUAACCCACAGAAUUAUCCAGAUGGAACCGAAAACAAUAACGACGACUCUAAUGACGAGGAAGAGGAGCAAUUCCAGGACGACUUCGAUGCACCGCCUGGUAGCCCAAACCCUGUCGACCGGAGCAAACCGUCUUCCCAGGCUUCUCUAUCAUUCAACAGCUCAUCCAGAGCAAGCCAGUCCGAGUACCAUGCAGACAGCGAUGCCAGCGAUGAUGAGAAUCGACUGUCCAAGGUCUCCAUUGCGACUGAGAGCACCAUUCCGCACGCGCCGCCAAACCCGGACUGGUCGGAUCCGAUCAUCCCCGGGGCAGCACAGGACGGGAGCUGGCAUUCGACGGAUAGGGUACCGGAAAUACAACGGAGGUUCUUCUACAAUGCCGGAAGAGCGCAGAUUGAGAGAUGGAGAAGAAAGAACGGGAGACAGAGGAAGAAACAGGAGGAAUCAGAGCAGAUGACGCAGUCCCUGAAGGGGAAAGAGAAAGAAUGA